Molecule: messenger RNA, 3048 nt
Organism: Chionomys nivalis (European snow vole)
Lineage: Eukaryota; Metazoa; Chordata; Mammalia; Rodentia; Cricetidae
Product: dnaJ homolog subfamily B member 13-like
Cellular component (GO): cytosol
Molecular function (GO): protein-folding chaperone binding
Source: RefSeq, a predicted model, not a curated record
CAGAACGCUGACGAACAGAGGCUGGAGUCUGAGGAAAAACUGAUUCACUGCUGUCAGCCAUGGGGAUGGAUUACUAUGCUGUACUCCAGGUCAAUCGCAACUCGGAGGAUGCCCAGAUCAAGAAGGCGUACCGGAAACUUGCCCUGAAGAACCACCCAUUGAAGUCAAACGAGCCAUCUGCACCAGAGACAUUCAGGCAAAUAGCAGAAGCCUAUGAUGUGCUGAGCGACCCCGUGAAGAGAGGCAUCUAUGACAAGUUUGGCGAGGAAGGCCUGAAGGGUGGGAUUCCUCUGGAGUUUGGAUCUCAGACUCCAUGGACAACAGGCUACGUCUUCCAUGGCAACCCUGAAAAGGUGUUUCACGAGUUUUUUGGAGGAGACAACCCCUUCAGUGAAUUUUUUGAUGCAGAAGGAAAUGAUAUAGAUUUGAAUUUUGGGGGCUGCGGCCGAGGAGUCCAGAAACAAGACCCUCCAAUCGAACGAGACCUCUAUUUGUCCCUUGAGGACUUAUUCUUUGGCUGCACCAAAAAGAUUAAGAUCUCCCGAAGGGUGCUAAAUGAAGAUAAAUAUUCCUCAACCAUAAAGGACAAGAUUCUGACAAUCGAUGUGAGGCCUGGGUGGAGGCAGGGCACACGCAUCACCUUUGAGAAGGAAGGGGACCAGGGCCCCAACAUUAUCCCGGCUGAUAUUAUCUUCAUCGUAAAGGAGAAACUGCAUCCUCGCUUCCGCAGGGAGCUUGACAACCUCUUCUUUGUGUACCCCAUUCCUUUGGGUAAGGCUCUCACCUGCUGCACCGUGGAGGUGAAGACCCUAGAUGAUCGUCUGCUCAACAUCCCCAUCAAUGACAUCGUCCAUCCCAAGUACUUCAAGAUGGUGCCAGGUGAGGGUAUGCCACUGCCUGAGGAUCCUACCAAGAAGGGGGACCUCUUCAUUUUCUUUGACAUCCAAUUCCCCACCCGCCUCACACCACAGAAGAAGCAGAUGCUGCGCCAGGCAUUGCUGACCUAAUUCUGGGGCACCUGGACAGGAGCAGGGAUGGAGAGGGCUAGCUGGGCCUUACACACUCAACUCCCACAGUGAAGAUGGGGAAGUGUGAGACCUUAGGCCAAUAUAAUAAAGAUUCCUUUCCUAUCCUCUAUGACCUGAAGUGUGCUGGAGAGAAACUUCCUGCUUUGCCUUCCUUUGGACCCUGAAAAGCUAGGCACCUGGGGUACCAUUUGGCUUCCUAGGCAUGGACUAUUCCCUGAGGGUUUAGAACCUCUUGCUUACAUCUUGGUACAUGGGGCAGGGCUAUGUGACUGACCCUGUCAAAGGUCCCUCUGCUCUUGCCAUUUCACAACAUAUAUAUACAAAGGAACCUUCUAGGAACUGUGCUGCUUCGGGAAACAGGAAACAGGAAGCACAGAAAGACGGCAGUUGUACCUGUGCUCCGGUGUCUAUGGCUGAGCUGCCACCAGACCUUAGGCCAAUCUGUAUAGACUCACAAGCUUCAGUUAAAGUCACACCCAGGACACAAUGCCAGAAGAGCUCUGUCUGCCUCUGGCUCUGGUUCUGUGUCUAUGAGAUGGGUCUCAGGCUGCUUUUAGGCCAGUGUUCUGGGAGGCAUGGCACUUGGGCUCUGUCCAGGUCUGUCCCUGACUCUUGCAUUUGUUACUAACUUGCUUAGUAGAGCUUACACCCUGCCUACAGGUGUGAGAACUGGGUCUUUGGUGUGAAAGCUCUUGGUAGACUCAUGGUUAGAUUAUAGAGAGGGUAACUCCAGGUGGCCUGAAGGAGAUCCUGCUUCCGGGUGCAGCCAGGGUUGUGUGGCCCACACCAGUACCUUCAAAGUUGACAGGACUGUGUUUCUUUUCCAUGCUGGUAUUUGAGUUUAGGCUGUGAUGAGGUCUAGGCAACAAGCAGAUUCAAUGGCUUCCGAGAUGUGAGAAAAAACAAACAAACAAACAAAUUAUUCAUAUUGCUUAGAAUCCUGCCAUUCAAAGUGCCCUAUUAGCUUAAGGAUUUGUCCUUUUGACUUUUCAAAAAAAUUUCUUGCCGGGCGGUGGUGGCGCACGCCUUUAAUCCCAGCACUCGGGAGGCAGAGGCAGGUGGAUCUCUGUGAGUUCAAGACCAGCCUGGUCUACAAGAGCUAGUUCCAGGACAGGCUCCAAAACCACAGAGAAACCCUGUCUCGAAAAACCAAAAAAAAAAAACCCCUGAUCUCCCGCCUCAGCAUUCCACACACUGGAUUAUAGGCAUGUGCCACCAUGACCAACUGAAAGAUUUUUUUUGUUGUUGUUGUUCAUUGUUAAAAAUGGGUGUUCAGCUCUUGGCAAGCAUUUUGUUUUUGAAUAUGUUCAAUCUUGUCCCUGCCGGCCCCAAACCCCUGAGCUUGUUAUCCUACUGCCUGCAGUCACCUCUGAUUCUUUUGUUUUUCAAGACAAGGUUUCUCUGUGUAUCUUUGGGGCCUGUCCUGGAACUCAUUCUGUAGACCAGGCUGGCCUUGAACUCAGAGAUCCACCUGCCUCUGCCUCCCCAGUGCUGGGAUUAAAGGUGUGCACCAUCGCCACCUGGCUACAGCCAUCUUUAAAACACCAUGAAGGCAGCGGCAGUUAAAUCUUGAAAUAGGGGUUAAGGGUGGUGGCACACGCCUUUAAUCCUAGAAUUUAGGAGGCAGAGGCAAGUGGAUCUCUGAGUUUAAGGCUAGCAUGAUCUACAGAGCGAGUUCCAGGACAGACAGGAUUUCUGUAUAAACAGAGAAACCUAUCUCAAAAAGCAAGCAAUAACAAAAAAAUGAGACCUUGAGACAAAGGCUCUGGGACUGGGGCUCCAGGAAGCAUCUCAGUAUAACAGUCAAACGUGGGCCUUAGGUCAGAUACCAGGACAGGGCAGGUCACUUCACUUCUCUGGGUCCUUUUUGUUGUUGCUUUGUUUUUCAACAUAGGGUUUCAUAGUGUAACCCUGGCCGUCCUGGAACUCACUCUGUAGGCCAGACUGGCCAUGAACUCAUAGAGAUCCUCCUGCCUCUGCCUCCCAAAUGCUGGGAUAAAAGGCAUGUGCCAUCACCACC